UCUCUAGUUGGAGUGCAAUUUCUUUUUAUACCUGAUACUUUCACUGUGCUUCCCUGCUAGGAGGCAGAUCAUUUGACUUAAGCUAAUUAAACGCAUGAACGACACAGCCAGCUAUCUGUGUUUAAGGAAGAGAUUUGGGUCCGAAAUAGGGCACUAAGCUUUUCAGCCUAUAUACCUAGUCAGCAUGCCGCAGUAUCUCUGGGUGCUUAGUCGCCUCCUGAGGAAUCAACUGUGAAACCGAAGCAGAAGUGGCAGCCCCUGCAAAUGUGGAGCUUGUUUCAUUAGAGAGAACGCUCGCUAAUAAUGGCCUGUGAGACCCCGGUUUCCUUGGUUUCCAUGACAGCUAUUAGAAUUAAGCUUUGGAAAUCAAGGCUAUGAGCUAUUCCACAGAUGGACUACAAAGGAGGAGUGAAGAAUUAAGGCAUCCAAUCUGGUGUUGGCCACCUGCAGCAUCUACAUUAUGCCCCUGCAACAAAUCUCUGUAGUCCCUGCACAGGAGACCACUGGCAAUGGGCGAAGUUCAGUGGGAAGGAAUAAAGAAAAGAGAAAGGAAGGAGAGGCUAAGAGUCCAACAACAGGUACUACACCAAGAAGCCAUUCUCAAUCAUCAGUAUGUCCAUCAGCUCAGGAUAUUUGUAGAAUCUGUCAUUGCGAGGGAGAUGAAGAGAAUCCUCUCAUUACUCCAUGUCUAUGCACUGGUACUCUGAGAUUUAUACACCAGGCAUGCCUACAUCAGUGGAUCAAAAGCUCAGACACGCGAUGCUGUGAACUUUGCAAGUAUGAUUUUGUAAUGGAAACCAAGCUCAAACCACUAAGAAAGUGGGAAAAACUGCAGUUGACCAAAAGUGAAAGAAGAAAGAUUGUGUGCUCGGUAACAUUUCACAUAAUUGCUUUAACGUGUGUAGUGUGGUCACUGUAUGUGCUCAUAGAUCGCACGGCAGAAGAAAUCAAGCAAGGCAGUGACAAUGGUGUCCUUGAACGGCCUUUUUGGACAAAAUUAAUGGUUGUGGCUAUUGGAUUUAUGGGAGGCUUGAUCUUCAUGUAUGUUCAGUGCAAAGUCUACAUUCAGUUGUGGAGAAGACUUAAAGCUUACAACAGGGUUAUUUUUGUCCAGAACUGCCCUAACACAUCGAAAAAGUUAGAAGAAAACAACUAUACAAGUAACCAGAACACAAACCCCAAGGAGUCUGUAGCUGUUCCUGUUUUACAGACAUCAACGUUCGUGCAGUCAUGCUCUGCUGCAGGGACAACUGAGAGUAUGGCUGUGUGAUCAGUAGAGUAACAUGGUUCAUUUCACUUAAAAAUAGGUGCACAAGUGCUGUAUAUUAAGUUGUUUUGUUUCCCAGCUGACAUGCUACACAAACGUGAGCGUUAACACUCCACGUACGAGAGCACUGAAAAGGCUUUAAUCUUGUAAUUAAUGUUAUUCAGUGUUCUUAAGCAAGAAUAAGAGCUCUUGGUGUGGAUAUCACAGGUAUCAAAAUAAACCUUAAAAAGGUCUGUUUUGCAACUGUUGUAUUAGUCAUCAUGUUAUUGAACAAAGCAACGAUAUACAAAUGGUAGAAAGCAGAUAUCAUACAUGUAAUAUGCAAAGAAAAAACAAAAACUGAAUUGACUGCUUCAUAUCAAAGGUGAAUGACAAUUACAAGAGGUGUACAGUGUAUAUAGCUGAUGUGUCCAGCAUUAAAAGUAAAUGUGCCUCACAACAACAUUACUUUAUCCCAUAGUCUUAACCCUCCCCCACUGCUCUUACCCAGCAGCCAGAACGCCGAUGCCCCUUCUGUUGGAUGUGACAAAAAUGAUGAUGAAGAACUGAAUGUGUUGUUGUAAUACAAUGCCUUGCUGCAAUGAACAAGAAUGAGAGGAGAGCAUAAUUAUGGAUGACUUCCAUUACAGAACUCUUAACAAGAACAAUGCUAAAGGAACAGACUGGCACAUGAUCAGCUUUUCAUUGAACCAAUGAAAUAGCCCUCAAAUUAGUACAUUUCUUAUAAGUCUUUUAUAAUUAAUGAUGUAGGAAGAACAUUCUAGUGCAAUGUAAAGCAUGUGGAAUUUUUUCUUGAAUGAAAUAUGUUUUGCACAGUCUUUUCACAAUUUUGUAUAAAUAAAAAAGUCUGACCA
Molecule: messenger RNA, 2121 nt
Organism: Xenopus laevis (African clawed frog)
Lineage: Eukaryota; Metazoa; Chordata; Amphibia; Anura; Pipidae
Gene: marchf1.S
Product: membrane associated ring-CH-type finger 1 S homeolog
Exons: 6
Coding region: 461-1270 (269 amino acids)
Source: RefSeq, a predicted model, not a curated record